AUGACAUCGUCUGAUGGCGCACCAGAUCUAGAUCUCCUCUUGGAUAAACUGACCAAGAACAUCGCCAAAGAUGGUGAGAAAAAGCUCUUCACCUUUUUGGGACCUGGUUUGAACGGUGGCAAAAUACAAAAAUCGUACACAUACGAUUCAUUCAACCUUGAAACAUCGAAUCUGGCCCAACAUUUGCUUGAAAGUGGACUUCGUCAAGGAGACAGAGCGUUGUUGGUGUAUCCACCUUCUUUGGAUUUUAUGGUAGCAUUUUUCGCUUGCAUCAAGGUGGGAAUCAUUGCAGUCCCAGUCUUCCCACCAAACCCUGCUCGUCGCGAUUCGCUGCACAUGUUUGGUAAAAUCACAGAAAGCAGCGGCGCACAAGUGGCUCUGACCAACCAAGAAUACAACCAUUUAAAAAAACUGGCAAGUGUCAAAGAUGCUCUGACAAGAUUCAAAAGACCCCUUGGUUCUUGGCCCGAUAAUCUCAAAUGGAUUACAACGGACAAGGCAUCAUCCAGCUCCAACAAUGACACCCCAGGAAUCACAAUUGAACCUCAGGACAUAGCCUUCCUGCAGUAUACUUCUGGUUCUACAAGUGAACCAAAAGGUGUCAUGAUCACUCACGGAAACUUGGCCCACAACCUUACCAUCAUCACGAAUGAACUCGAGGCUACAGACGACACAAUUGUUGCUUCGUGGCUUCCACAAUAUCAUGACAUGGGAUUAAUUGGAAGCUAUUUAGGGGUUGCAUACUGUGGAGGAAGCGGGUAUUAUCUGUCUCCCUUGUCGUUCCUGCAGCGACCAAUGCUAUGGAUCGAGGCGGCCUCCAAAUAUCAAGCUACUCACUGUCAAGCUCCAAAUUUUGCCUUCAAACUGACUUCUCGAAAGUUCCAGGCCAGCAACUAUGUCAACAAACCAUUGAACUUGUCUUCGUUGCGCCAUAUAAUCAAUGCUGCCGAGCCAGUUGAUGAGGACGGUAUGCAGGCCUUCAUGAAAGCAUUUGGUCCAUUUGGAUUGAAACCUGUCAUUUUCCCGACCUAUGGUCUAGCAGAGCACACGGUUUUCGUUUGUUCGGGUGGGAAGCAAAUAAUAAGCGUAGACAAACAAAGGCUAGAAGUAGAUGGUCAAGUUGUCCUGAAAAAUGAUGGCAGUACUGACGAUGCCACGGUUUCCAGAUUGGUUGGGUGUGGAUACCCAGACCGACAAGGUGUCGAUGUCAGAAUUGUGGAUCGAGAGACCCGUAAAGUUUUACCAGAAGGAACAGUUGGUGAAAUCUGGGUUUCUUCUUCUAGUAAAGCUGGUGGCUACUUUCGCAAGGCAACUGAAACAAAGGAGGACUUUCACGCUACUGUUGAAGGUGACGAUGAAACACAAUUCCUUCGAACUGGUGAUCUAGGCUUUCUCCACAAUAAGGAGCUAUUCAUUUGCGGUCGAUUAAAAGAUUUGAUUAUUAUUGCUGGAAGAAAUUAUUAUCCACAAGACCUUGAGGCCACAGCAGAAUCAACUUCUGACCAAUUGCGACCUGGCUGUUCUGCAGCGUUUACCAUUGACCCAACCCAUGCAGGUGGCGAAGAAGUUGCGCUAGUAAUGGAACUGAGAGAGGUUCCCACAGAAAAGGAAGUCCAGAUUGUUUGCAAUCCACUGGCAGACCAAGUACGCUCAGCCAUCAACCAAGAGCACUCACUGGGUGUCAGUCAAAUUGUAUUUCUACAAACCAAAACUGUACCGAAAACAACGAGUGGAAAGAUCGCUCGUGCUUGGUGUCGGAAGGCAUUCAUUGGCGGAACGCUGAAAGUCGUCUUCAGGAAAUCAUUCAAAGAAGGUGCUUCUUCUUUUGAAGUUGAUCAAACCAGAACAAAUCAAAGCAAAGCACUUAGUGUAGAAGAUAUCGAAAAACUACGAAAGAAGAGCCGAGAUGACAUUCGUGAUCUAUUGCGAGUAGAAGUCUCAAAAGUGGGUCAAAUCCCACCAGACUGUAUUGACGACAAUACAGCCCUCAUCACUGUUCUAGACAGUCUCAGUCUAUCUCAAUUCAAGGGUAGCUUCGAAUCAAGCUAUGCUGUGAAAAUAUCGGACGAGUACUUGUUUCGGGAGGACACUACUUUGACAAAACUUGCAGAGGUAGUGAAGGCUGGAUACGCUGCCGACAAUAACGAAAAUGGCGGUGGAGGAACACAGUCUACUUCGGUUGCAAAUCAGAGCAAUGCCGGUGGUUUGGCUGGUGCACUUGGGUGUCCUCCUGGAGUAGUGUGCUGCAUCAUCCAAUAA
Messenger RNA from Cylindrotheca closterium, 2259 nucleotides. The record is from the annotation of a GenBank genome assembly. Lineage: Eukaryota; Bacillariophyta; Bacillariophyceae; Bacillariales; Bacillariaceae.